CAAGGGGCAAAAUUACCACAAAAGUAGCAGCUCCAAGAAGCUUAUCUCAACGGCAGGGUCCCUCUGAGUAGGUUGAACACAAAGAGUAACGCCAAUGGGGGAGGUAGAAAAGAAAUCAGAACAAACCAAAGUGGAGGAGGAGGAGGAGGAGAAGAAACCAGAGGAAACCAAAAAGGAAGAAGAGGUUAAGAAAGAAGAAGCAAAACCGGUCGAAGAGAAAAAACCGGAGGAAUCAAAAGAUGUUAAAGAUGGCAAAGAAUCCAAAGCCGAAGCUGCUGUUCCUCCAGAGAUUGUGCUCAAAGUGUUCAUGCAUUGUGAAGGUUGUGCUCGCAAGGUUCGUCGUUCUCUCAAAGGACUCCCAGGGGUUGAAGAUGUAAUCACGGAUUGCAAAUCUCACAAGGUGGUGGUUAAAGGAGAAAAAGCGGAUCCAGUUAAGGUUUUGGAGAGAGUACAGAGGAAGAGUCACAGACCCGUUGAGCUUCUUUCUCCGAUCCCAAAACCAACGGAGGAGAAAAAGCUUCAAGAGGAAGAGAAGCCCAAGCCCGAAGAGAAAAAAGAAGAGCCUCAGAUUGUCACAGUUGUUGUUCUGAAAGUUAACAUGCAUUGCGAAGCUUGUGCACAAGAAAUCAAGAGACGUAUACUGAGAAUGAAGGGAGUGGAAUCAGCGGAACCUGAUAUGAAGAACUCGGUUGUGACGGUGAAGGGUGUGUAUGAUCCUAAGAUGUUAGUUGAAUACGUGUACAAACGAACUGGGAAGCAAGCAGUGAUAUUGAAGCAAGAACCAGAGAAGAAUGAGAAAGUGAAAGAAGACAAAGAGGAGAAGAAAGGUGAAGAAGAGAAAGAGAAAGAGAAAGAGAAUAAGGAGAAGAAGAGUGAAGGAGAGGAAAACAAGGAGAAGAAAGAAGCAGAAGGUGAGGCCAAACAAGAGGAAGAAGUAACUAUAGAAGAAACAAUGGUGGCAGAGGUGAAGAAGAACGAAUACCAGUAUUACCCACAAAGGAAUGGAAUGGAAAUGUAUGCAUACCCUGCGUCCUACCAAGCAUACCCUGCGUCCUACCAAGUGUACCAAGAGUACCCACCCCAGAUCUUCAGCGAUGAGAACCCAAAUGCUUGCACCGUCAUGUAAAAAUUGAAGGAUGUCAGGGGUAAAAUGGGGAUUAGGGAAAAAUUUGUGAUGUUUCGGUAGAUGAUUGCCCUGACCUGCGU
This is a messenger RNA of Gastrolobium bilobum, 1206 nucleotides long. RefSeq names its product heavy metal-associated isoprenylated plant protein 7-like. NCBI's taxonomy places the organism in Eukaryota, Viridiplantae, Streptophyta, Magnoliopsida, Fabales, Fabaceae. The transcript is spliced from 5 exons. The record is from RefSeq and is a predicted model, not a curated record. Gene Ontology annotation, molecular function: metal ion binding. Bases 95 to 1126 code for a protein of 343 amino acids.